AAAAAACCUAUCGAAACGAUAAAUCUUAGUCCAAAAUCCAUAAUAACCAUGGAAAUUAUGGAAGAAGAUCAUAGCACCAAAAUCAAACACAAACGAACCCUUUUAAUACUAAGCUGCAUCUUGUUAACCCUCGGCAACUGCGGGGGCCCACUAGUCAUGCGCCUCUACUUCAUCCACGGCGGUAAACGAGUCUGGCUCUCCAGCUGGCUGGAGACAGGCGGCUGGCCCAUCAUUCUCAUCCCCUUAGCCGCCGCAUACUACCAACGCCGGCACCGCACAAGAACCGCUAAACUCAUCCAGAUGAAGCCGUUCUUGUUCGUCGGCUCAGCAGUUAUCGGCUUGCUAACCGGCUUAGACGACUACCUGUACGCGGAAGGCGUGGCUCGGCUACCAGUCUCGACUAUGUCACUGAUAAUAGCGUCCCACCUGGGAUUCACGGCCGCAUUCGCUUUUCUGCUGGUGAAGCAGAAGUUCACGUCGUAUUCGGUAAACGCGAUCGUUUUGCUGACGAUCGGUGGGGCCGUGCUGGCGCUCCACACGAGCGGUGACCGGCCCAAGGGGGAGUCGGAGAAGGAGUACAUAAUGGGGUUCUUUAUGACACUUUCGGCGGCGGCUCUGUACGGCUUUGUGUUGCCGCUUGUAGAAUUGAUGUAUAAGAAGUCGAAGCAGAGGAUUACAUACUCCUUGGUCUUGGAGAUUCAGUUGGUCAUGUGUUUUUUCGCCACUGUUUUUUGCACCAUCGGCAUGCUUAUUAACAAUGAUUUCAAGGCUAUUCCAAGAGAAGCAAAAAGGUUUGGUAUGGGGGAAACCAAGUACUAUGUGGUGCUAGCAUGGAGUGCAAUAGUUUGGCAAGGCUUUUUCUUGGGAGCAAUAGGAAUAAUUUUCUGCGCCUCAACUUUGGUAUCUGCGAUUCUAAUUGCGUCUCUCCUGCCGGUGACUGAGGUUUUGGCUGUUAUUUUUUACCAUGAAAAUUUCAAAGCCGAGAAAGGAGUUUCACUUGCACUCUCUCUCUGGGGCUUUGUCUCCUAUUUUUAUGGUGAGAUCAAACACAUCAAUAAAAAUAGGAAGAAGAUGAUGAAUAUGCUCGCCCCAGAAUCAGAAAUUCCUCGCACCUUAGAUCUUUCGUGAAAACAUUUUCUUUCUGUUGAUGAAUUUUUAAUAGUGCAGUGCAUGAUCAAUCAUUUGACAUCCAAAAGGCAAAGCACGAAAAAUCAAUAGGGUUUGGCAAUGCCAUUGAAUUUGCAAAAUUAGCA
This is a messenger RNA of Humulus lupulus (European hop), 1253 nucleotides long. Its product is annotated as purine permease 3-like. Bases 49 to 1128 code for a protein of 359 amino acids. The record is from RefSeq and is a predicted model, not a curated record. Gene Ontology annotation, cellular component: membrane. The transcript has 2 exons. Lineage: Eukaryota; Viridiplantae; Streptophyta; Magnoliopsida; Rosales; Cannabaceae. Gene Ontology annotation, molecular function: purine nucleoside transmembrane transporter activity.